AUUGACCCGAACACCGUUCCCAUCUACCCUAUAAAACCUCUUCUCAAUGUGAUCACACCCAACCAAGCCAAAACCCAUUUAUUACGUGCUACAACCCCCGUGAGUAGUUGAUCAUCGAUCUUGCUCCCGCUCUCUCUAGGGUUUGGCCUACCAAAACAGAUCAAAAGAAACAACAAAAUUUGAUUAUAAACACUACUUACGUACCCCCCUUAGUUUCUUUUCGAUUGUAAGAACAAAGUGUUUUAAAACUAUUUUUUGAAUAUAUCUCUUAUACUCUGAAUAUAUAUAUAUCGAAAUGGGAAACAGUUUAGGAGCCAAGAAAACUGCAAAAGUGAUGAGAAUAAGUGGCGAAGAGUUCAAGGUAAAGGCCGGAGUUGAAGCUGGGCAGAUAGUAAAAGACUAUCCCGGCCAUGUUUUGCUCGAGUCUGAGGCUGUCAAGCAUUACGGGGUUCGAGCCAAGCCUCUGGACCCCAACCACGAGCUCAAGGCCAGGAGACUCUACUUCCUCGUCGAGCUACCGAAGGUGACCAUAACAGAGACACGUAAUAAUGUUAAAGUUCCCAGAAGGGUUCAGUCGGGGAUUAACAUGAGCGCCAAAGAUCGGCUCGAGAAUUUGAUGCUGUCGAGGAGGUCGGUUUCGGACUUGACAAUGAUGAAACCGAUGAGCAUUACGCCGGCAGAUUCGCCGGAAAACGGGACGCCGAUGAGGGUGACGAUGAGGCUUCGUAAGAGUGAAGUGGAGAAGCUCAUGCAGGAAAGCAAAGAUCGGGCUGAGGCGGCUGAGAAGAUUGUUGGUCUUUGUAUGGUCAAAAACAGUACUGGUAGUAAUAACAAUAAUAACAAUGACAACAAUAAUUGUUAUAAUAACAAUGUUAAUGGUGAAAAUGGAGGCCGUAAAAGAAGAGGAGGGAUUCGAGAUGGUGCCAAUAAGCCCAAUCAGAAGCGAGUGAGUUUCUGUCCAAUAAGUGAAGGAGAGAUUCAAAUUGCCGUGGCUUAACAAAGGCAAGUGAUCAUCAAGGCUAGCUCUUAAAUAUUACUGGAGUCCAAGACAAUAUUCAGUACUAGUAGUAGUGGCUUAUAUUCGAAGUCUAUGCUUUCGUAGAUUUUUUUUCUUCACUAACCAAAUGCUUUAUUGGGAUGUGACUUUUGUAAAUUAUAAAAUGAUCAAAAGAUUGUAAUAGAUAUAGCUAUAGAACCAUAUAUAUAUCCUUUUAGUCACGGGGACAUAUAUAUAUAUAUAUAUAUGUAGUUUAUAUAUGCAUGAUGAUGAGCCUGAUGAAAGUGCGCAGCUAUAUAUAAGUAGACCUUUUCACCCUA
This is a messenger RNA of Humulus lupulus (European hop), 1317 nucleotides long. RefSeq lists its product as uncharacterized. The coding region runs from base 296 to 997 and encodes 233 amino acids. The record is from RefSeq and is a predicted model, not a curated record. The transcript is spliced from 2 exons. NCBI's taxonomy places the organism in Eukaryota, Viridiplantae, Streptophyta, Magnoliopsida, Rosales, Cannabaceae.